AUGUCGUCUACGCCAUCGACUCGUGCUCCCUCACACGAGAUCAUCGACGAGGAAAAGGCCGACUAUGCAUCGGCACCUCCGCCUCUCAAGCAAGGCGACGUCGCCGCUGCAGCUCUUGUACCAGCAAAGAGCCGCGGCGUACGACAGAUGGAGGCGCUUAGCAACCGCAUGUCGCUCACGUAUCGCGUCCUGCUGUACGGUGGCUUCGCGCUCCUCGCAUACGUGAUGUCGCUCGACCAGUACACAAAUCGCUCGUACCUCAGCGCCGCUACGUCUGUUUCCUUCGCCGCGCACUCGACCUUGACGACUAUUUCGGCGCUCAAGUCCGUCUUCCAGGCCGUCUCGCAACCUCCUAUUGCCAAGAUCGCCGACGUCGCAGGCCGCAUCGAGUGCUACGCGCUCUGCGUCUUCCUUUACGCACUCGGCUACAUCGUCGUCGCUUCGGCACAAAACAUCUACGCCUACGCCGCCGGCACCUCGAUCAACGUCCUCGGCAUCACCGGCCUCUUCCUCCUCCAGAACAUCAUCAUCGCCGACAUCUCGUCUCUCCGAAACCGCCUCUUCUGGUCCAUCUUUCCGUCAAUUCCCGGGACUAUCAACGUCUGGGUCAGCGGCAACAUUGCGCAGUCGCUGCUUGGCAGAGCAAACCAGGACGCAAGCAUGUGGCGAUGGGGCAUCGGCAUGUUCUGCAUCCUGACCCCCGCGCUUGCGGUGCCCGUCAUGCUCACGCUCGGCAUCGGCAUGCGCAAGUCGAAGAAAGCCGUCGAGCCCGUGCCGGUCUCGGACGGCGCACCGAACCGCUCGUUCUGGCAGAAGACCGUCUCAGUUUUCUGGUCGCUCGACAUCGUCGGUCUUCUCCUCCUCGUUGGCGGCUUCGGCAUGCUCCUUACGAUCAUCACCAUUGCAAACGGAAAAGGCUCGCACUGGAGCGACGCCCACUCGAUUGCGCUCCUCACCGUCGGCGGAAUCCUCGUCGUUGGCUUCGUCCUCUGGGAACGCUUUGGUGCCCGACACCCGCUCAUCCCCUUCACUCUCCUCACCAACCGCACCGUCAUCGUCUGCUUCUUCCUCGCCGUCAUCCACCCUGCCGCAGGCGGAGUCAUCGGAUCCUACUUCUACACCUACCUCCUCGUCGCCGGCGACCAGACCACCCUCUCCGCGACGCGCAUUACCUCGAUCGCCUCCUUCACCGGCACGCUCACCGCAGCCGUGAUGGGCAUCGUCGUCCGCUACGUCCGCGUCCUCAAGCCCAUCAUCAUCCUCGGCUUCUGCAUCGAGGUCCUCGCUUUCGGCCUCAUGAUUCGCUACCGCGACGCGGGUGCGUCGAAGGGCGACUUGGCGGUCGUCCAGCUCGUUCGUGGGUUCGGCGUCGGGUGCAUCGGUUUCCCUGUGCAGGCGGCGAUCCAGUCUGUCUCGAAGCACGAGCACCUCGGCGCCAUCACCGCUGGCUAUCUCACCGUUUACUACCUCGCUGGCGGCGUCGGCAGCGCGAUCGGUGGCGGCAUCUGGUCGAACUCGGUCCCCGGCAAGAUGCAGUCCUACAUCUCGAACUCGACCCUCGCCGCACAGGCCUACGCCAACCCGAUCGGCCUCAUCGCCAAGUAUCCUCCCGGCACGCCCGUGCGCGAAGCCAUGUCGCGUGCGCAUGGCGAGACGCAGCGCAUUCUGUCGAUUACGGGAACGGCGUUGGCGGCUGUUGGGCUGAUUGUGGCGUUCGGGCUCGAGUGGGUCAGGCUGACGGACGACGUUACGCUUGACAAAGUCGAGAAGGCGGGGGAUGGCAAGGUUAGCGAGGCGGUCAAGUGA
Molecule: messenger RNA, 1806 nt
Organism: Rhodotorula toruloides NP11
Lineage: Eukaryota; Fungi; Basidiomycota; Microbotryomycetes; Sporidiobolales; Sporidiobolaceae
Product: MFS transporter, siderochrome-iron transporter
Exons: 7
Coding region: 1-1806 (601 amino acids)
Biological process (GO): transmembrane transport
Molecular function (GO): transmembrane transporter activity
Source: RefSeq, a predicted model, not a curated record